GGCUGCGGCUGUAUUUGUUUUCUUUGUUUCAUUUUGCGCGACUUUGUAUAUGCAGUCUACAGGUCAGAGACUAUAGAUUAUCAUUGCUUUUCCAAUUUUCCAAUUGCUCUCUUUUUCCUAUUCUCCUCCUGCACGUUUUCCUUGCCGCCGCUCCCCUCAGUCUCCAAUCACAAUGGCCACAGAUCAACCUCAAGUUCCCGAAUAUGUGACGAGAAAAGAACACACCUCCCUUCUGCCCAAGCCGAAUCCGUGGUCCGUAGGAGCCGUGCUCAAAGACCUCCCCAAUCGACCAACAGAAAAUUCUUCCUCUCCCGUACCAUUCUUCCACUAUGUUGAGCGAUUGAAGGUCGAAAAGCGCGAAGGAUGGCGGAGAUUCGGCAUCUCAAAAGGCGAAUCGAUAGCAGAUCACAUGUACCGCAUGUCGCUGAUCACAAUGCUUGCGCCACCUGAGCUGAGCCGACGACUGGACAUCCCCCGGUGUACGAAGAUGGCGCUUAUUCACGAUAUGGCCGAGGGACUUGUAGGAGACUUGACACCUGUGGACGGCGUGCCCAAGGUGGAAAAGAGCAGACGAGAGGCAGACACAAUGGACUGGGUGGCGCAAUCGUUACUGGGGAAAGUGCACGGCGGCAUUCCUGGAAAAGAGAUCCGGGCAGUCUGGCAAGAGUAUGAAGACAGCGAGACCGAGGAGUCCAAGUUUGUCCACGAUGUCGACAAGAUCGAACUCAUUCUGCAGAUGGUGGAAUAUGAGCGGGCGAGCAAUUGCGAGGUCGACCUAAGUGAGUUCAGCUGGGUGGCGAGGAAGAUCUAUCUGGACGAGAUGAAGGUCUGGGCUCAGGAGAUUCUGGAUGAGAGGGAUCAGUUGUGGAAGAGCAAGCACAAGGAGCCGCGUGAGCCGACGAGUGCCUCUUCGAUCAAGAAGCAGCAAGAUCAGUAUUAUGGCAAUGGCAAGGUCGAGGCGGACGCGAACACAGAGACGAACGGAGACGCGGAUUCGAUGAGAUCGAAUUGAGCAUGCCAGGUGAUGAAGAUACGGAAGUGAGGACGAGCAUUUGCAACUGCUGUGUAACCAGUGAUACCCACAGAGCAAUACAUAGAUGGCGUAUGAAUGACAAUGAUCAAUAGAAG
Exophiala xenobiotica is the source of this 1128-nucleotide messenger RNA. RefSeq lists its product as uncharacterized. NCBI's taxonomy places the organism in Eukaryota, Fungi, Ascomycota, Eurotiomycetes, Chaetothyriales, Herpotrichiellaceae. The record is from RefSeq and is a predicted model, not a curated record. Bases 173 to 1012 code for a protein of 279 amino acids. Gene Ontology annotation, cellular component: cytoplasm. Gene Ontology annotation, molecular function: 5'-deoxynucleotidase activity. The transcript has 2 exons.